AUGGAGUUGCUUCCUCAACCAAUGAUUUCCCCUCUAAUCCUGCUUGUUAUUUGUUACUUUUAUCUUGGAGCAGCCAUAGAUUGUGGUGGAAACCACAUUUCAAAAACCAUUACCAUCGAUAAAUCUGGCAGUGGAGGAGCAUUUGGAAGCAUUCAAGCUGGUAUUAAUUCUAUAGAGAGUAACAAUGCCCAGUGGGUUAAGAUUCACAUAAAUUCUGGCGUGUACACGGAAAAAGUUUCAAUUCCAUAUGAUAAACCAUGCAUUAUCUUAGAAGGAGAAGGCGGUCGCAAUACAGUCAUUUCUUAUGGUGAUACCCGAACACCUGCUAGCUGGGAGGCUACAUUCACUUCAAGUCCACCUAAUGUGAUAGUGAGUGGCAUCACCUUUGAGGUAAACACAUUAAUGACUAGAUAUGCCUACAAAUUUGAUAACUACUCAGUUGUUUAA
This is a messenger RNA of Lotus japonicus, 447 nucleotides long. RefSeq names its product putative pectinesterase 10. Gene Ontology annotation, molecular function: pectinesterase activity. Gene Ontology annotation, biological process: cell wall modification. The coding region runs from base 1 to 447 and encodes 148 amino acids. NCBI's taxonomy places the organism in Eukaryota, Viridiplantae, Streptophyta, Magnoliopsida, Fabales, Fabaceae. The transcript is spliced from 2 exons. The record is from RefSeq and is a predicted model, not a curated record.